Molecule: messenger RNA, 5208 nt
Organism: Didymella exigua CBS 183.55
Lineage: Eukaryota; Fungi; Ascomycota; Dothideomycetes; Pleosporales; Didymellaceae
Product: ABC drug exporter AtrF
Exons: 2
Coding region: 390-5078 (1562 amino acids)
Biological process (GO): transmembrane transport
Cellular component (GO): membrane
Molecular function (GO): ATP hydrolysis activity; ATP binding; ABC-type transporter activity
Source: RefSeq, a predicted model, not a curated record
GGACGGAACCUUUUCCAGCGGUUGCGUGCCGAUACAGCGGGUCGCGGUGAUUGGUAAUAUAUGCUGCACUUCCUCAGUUUGUGUGUUAGGGCGUUGUUAGUGCUCAACAAGAUGCCUAAAUUUCACGGUGACGUCGUAAAGUUAGACGCGGGUAUUGCUCGGCAGGACCAUUGCUUCAAUGGAAUGACGACAGUGUUGGGGCCGCAGUUAAGUCUGUCAACGAAGCUGAUUUCCUCUUCCCCAUGGCUCAUAUUUGAGUGCUAUUGCGUCCUUCUCUCGACUGCUUCACUAUAUUCAACUGCACGUUAAUAAGUCCUUCCGUCAUCGAGCUCAACCGCUCUUGCCCAAUUCGGCUACCGACUAUCUCCAAACAGACGUGAUCCUCAAAUAUGUUGUGGGGUUCUAGUCUUCGAGAUCGUCGCGAUCAGGACCCUAGGAGGAAUCCAUGGCACAACGAGAGCCAGUACACUGAGAAUGGACAAGAAAGAGUAGCAACUGCAGACAACAGCAGUGACGGCAGCAGUCCAAACGGCGUCCUUAGGACUGGAACCUGGGGUGAACCUGAUGCGGGCAGAUUCGACCCUACCACUGCAACGGCGGACAUACAUGCUCUUCAAGAAGAGCUUGUGCUCCUAUCACGCACACGUUCCCAGACCGCACGCUCAGAGCAAAACCGUGAAGGGCUCAUGCGCCCCAGCAGAAAAAGCACUAGCCGUAGUGUCUCCCAUCAAGCAUCCCGCGUAUCACAUACCAACACCAGUGACUCGACUGCUAUAGAAGGCGAAGAGGCUGCAGGAGCUGCUGUGGCGGCUGAGAAAGAAGACAACUUCGAACUCGGCGACUUUAUGAAAGAGGGAUACUUUGAGAAGAGGAAAAAUGGCAGGUCAGCGAAGAAGGUCGGUGUAGUCUGGAAGAAUCUCAACGUCAAGGGAGUCGGAUCUACCGCCACCUUCGCAAAGACCGUCCCUGAUGCGAUUAUUGGGACGUUCGGUCCCGACCUGUACCGCAUCGUCACACGCUUCAUUCCCGCUUUGCGCCUCAACCGCCACCAACAAACCCGCACACUCAUUAAUGACUUCUCCGGCGUUCUUAAGGAUGGAGAGAUGAUGCUCGUACUUGGACGGCCUGGAUCCGGGUGCUCAACUUUCCUCAAGGCAAUUGCGAACAACCGAGAAAGCUACGCAGCUGUCGAAGGAGACGUCCAUUACGGAGGCAUCUCCGCAGAGAAACAAGCAAAGCAGUUCUGCGGUGAAGUGAACUACAACGAAGAGGACGAUGUUCAUUUCGCCAACCUGAACGUCUGGCAGACACUUGAAUUCGCUCUUACCAACAAGACAAGGAAAGGCCGGAAAGAUGAAAUUCCAAUCAUUCUUGAAGCUCUGCUGAAGAUGUUUGGCAUCUCACAUACGAAAUACACACCGGUAGGAGAUGAGUACGUCCGUGGUGUUUCUGGUGGAGAGCGGAAGCGAGUGUCUAUAGCAGAGACACUUGCUGCCAAGUCCACCGUCGUGUGCUGGGACAACAGUACCAGAGGUCUCGACGCCUCAACUGCUCUCGACUACGCAAAGUCCCUCCGCAUCAUGACUGACCUGAGCAACCGCACAACAUUUGUCACUCUCUACCAAGCUGGAGAGGGCAUCUACGAACAGAUGGACAAGGUCAUGGUCAUUGACCAGGGUCGCUGCAUCUACGAAGGGCCUGCAAAAGAGGCAAAACAGUACUUCCUCGAUCUGGGCUUCUUCUGCCCCGAGCGACAGACCACUGCAGACUUCCUCACCGCUGUCACAGACCCUACUGAGCGAAAGUUCCGAGAAGGAUACGAGGAUAGCGCUCCGAAAACACCGGAGGAUCUCGAGCGAGCUUUCACAAACUCCGAGACAUACCAGAAAAUCCAAAGAGAUAUUGCGAGUUACGAGGAGGUCCUAAAGAGGAGCGACUACAUUGACGCUAGGGAGUUUGAGGGUGCUGUUGCUGAGAGCAAGAGUAACAGCAAGCUCAAGUCGAAGAAGUCACCCUUCACCGUCUCGUUCGUACGACAGGUCCUAGCGUGUACAAAACGUGAGUUCUGGCUCACCUGGGGCGACAAGACCACGCUAUAUACCAAAUUCUUCAUCAUUAUCUCAAACGGUCUGAUCGUCGGCUCUCUCUUCUACGGACAAUCCUUAGACACGUCUGGCGCCUUUACAAGAGGAGGUUCAGCGUUCUUCUCCAUUCUGUUCCUUGGUUGGCUGCAACUCUCCGAGCUGAUGAAGGCGGUCUCUGGCAGACACGUUGUCAAGAGGCACAAAGACUACGCAUUCUAUCGACCAAGCGCUGUCAGCCUGGCUAGAGUUCUCCAGGAUAUCCCGCUCCUGCUGGCUCAGGUCAUUCCCUUCUCUAUCAUCAUGUACUUCAUGACUGGUCUUGAUUUGGAUGCUGGCAAGUUCUGGAUCUACUUCCUCUUCAUCUACAUUUCCACCUUCUGUAUCACAUCGCUCUACCGAAUGUUCGCCGCCAUGUCACCGACUAUCGACGACGCUGUGCGCUUUGCCGGACUAGCCCUCAACAUUCUCAUCGUAUUCACCGGUUACGUUAUCCCUAAACCACAGCUGCUUUCAAAGUACAUCUGGUUUGGUUGGCUAUUCCACAUCAACCCCGUGGCAUAUUCGUUCGAGGCGGUUCUGACCAACGAGUUUUCUAAUCGAGUCAUGGAAUGCUCGCCAUCUCAACUUGUUCCCCAAGGAUCUGGUAUCGAUCCUGCAUUCCAGGGCUGCAGCUUGACAGGUGCACAGCCGAACUCGAACACCGUCAGCGGAGCUUCGUAUCUGCAGACCUCGUUCGAAUACACAAGGUCCCACCUUUGGCGCAACUUUGGCGUGGUCAUCGCAUUCUCGGUUCUUUACCUGCUUGUCACUGUAUGGGCGACCGAAUUCCUCUCCUUCUCGAAAGGUGGUGGUGGUGCUUUGGUCUUCAAGAAGUCGAAGCGCGCGAAGAAGGUUGUCAAAGAAGAGACGAGUGACGAGGAGAAGGUCGUAGCCGGCGACUCAAGCGGUAGCUCUUCCGGUGACGGCACCAAAGAGGAGGAAGAAGCCCUGGCCUCGAUUUCGAGCAGCGAGAGUGUUUUCACUUGGAAGGACGUCGAAUACACCGUACCUUACCAGGGCGGCGAACGUAAACUUCUCAACAAGGUCAACGGAUACGCGAAGCCUGGAGUCAUGAUUGCCCUGGUUGGUGCUUCAGGUGCUGGCAAGUCUACGCUUCUCAACACGCUUUCUCAGCGUCAGAAUACCGGUGUCGUCUCUGGCGAGAUGCUUGUCGAUGGUAAACGCCUAGGCAAGAACUUCCAGCGUGGCACUGGUUUCUGCGAACAGAUGGACCUUCACGAUGGUACCGCCACUAUCCGCGAGGCUCUCGAGUUCUCUGCUAUUUUACGUCAGGAUAAGAACAUUCCACGCCAGGAGAAGAUCGAAUAUGUCGACAAGAUCAUCGACAUGCUCGAACUGCAAGAUGUUCAAGACGCUCUCGUAUCGAGCUUGGGCGUUGAACAGAAGAAGCGUGUCACGAUCGGUGUUGAGCUUGCAGCGAAGCCUUCGCUCCUGCUCUUCCUUGAUGAGCCCACCAGUGGACUUGACAGCAACUCGGCCUACUCAAUCGUCACUUUCCUGAAGAAGCUCGCAGCCGCUGGCCAGGCAAUCGUCUGCACCAUCCACCAGCCUAGCAGCGUUCUCAUUCAGCAAUUUGACAUGAUUCUCGCUCUCAACCCUGGUGGCAAUACCUUCUACUUCGGCCCUGUCGGCGAGAAUGGCAAGGACGUGAUCAAGUACUUUGGCGACCGCGGCAUCCAAUGCCAUCCCAGCAAGAACGUAGCGGAGUUCAUCCUCGAGACUGCAGCGAAGCCAGUCAAGCGCAAGGACGGCACUCGCAUCGAUUGGAACGAGGAAUGGCUCAAGUCUGACAACGCCAAGGAAGUCCUCCACGAGAUUGACCGCAUCAAGAGCGAGCGCAGUCAGAAGGCUCCUGCCAGCCAGGAUGCUGGAGAGGAAUCUGAAUUUGCUGCUCCGGUCUGGCUGCAGACUACGAUGCUCACAAAGCGUACAUUUGUCCAGCAAUGGCGUGACUCUUCAUACGUCUAUGGCAAGCUCUUCACUGCUGUCAUCAUCGGUAUCUUCAACGGAUUUACAUUCUGGCAGCUGGGCAACUCCAUCGGCGAUAUGCAGAACAGGAUGUUCACGUCUUUCUUGAUUAUUCUGAUCCCGCCGACGAUUGUCAACGCUGUCGUGCCCAAGUUCUACCAGAACAUGGCUUUGUGGCAGGCACGUGAACUGCCAUCUAGGAUCUACGGCUGGUUUGCAUUCGUCACCGCGCAGGUUGUUUGUGAGAUUCCCAGUGCCAUUGUCGGCUCGGUUCUGUAUUGGCUCUUAUGGUACUUUCCAACCGGUCUGCCUACCGAUAGUUCCACAGCUGGCUACGUCUUCCUUAUGACAAUGCUCUUCUGGCUGUUCAUUAGCAGCUGGGGCCAGUGGAUCUGCGCUUUUGCGCCCUCCUUCACGGUCAUAAGCAAUGUGCUACCCUUCUUCUUCGUCAUGUUUGGUCUUUUCAACGGUGUUGUUCGCCCAUACUCUAUGCUUCCGGUGUUUUGGAAGUACUGGAUGUAUUACAUCAACCCUUCCACCUACUGGAUCGGAGGCGUCCUCGCAGCGACACUCGACGGUAUACCCGUCCAAUGUGCCGACACCGAGACCGCCAUUUUCGACGUCCCAUCCGGCCAGACAUGCUCCAGCUACGCCGGCAGCUUCGUCCAACAAUCACCCGGCUACCUGCUGAACCCCGAAGCCACCAGUGGUUGCAUGUACUGCCCCUAUACCACCGGCAACGACUACCUUGCCACUCUCAACAUUCAAGCAAGUCAAAAGUGGAGGGAUUUUGGUAUCUUCCUUGCUUUCUGCAUCAGUAAUUGGGCGCUUGUGUACUUCUUUGUGUGGAGCGUGAGGAUCAAGGGCUGGGGCUUUGGGUUUGGUAAGCUUUUUGGUACCAUGGGCAAGAUUGUGGAGAAGGUCAAGGGAAAGGGGAAGAAGAAGCAGGGUGAAAGCCAGGCCUAGGGUCUGACAACCUGGAAAGUACUGUUAGUGGGAGCUCGAGGUCGCCAACCGUGUUUUUUUGAGAGGUUCAACUAGAUCAUCUGUUUCGACAUAGUAUAGCCAUAUACCAUAUGUUAGACUGCUUUUUCGA